GGAGGGGCGAUAAAAAGGGAGGAGGAGAUGCAAAGAGUGAAGGGGCGGGAUGGUCUUUGGGGCGAAGAUUUUGACAAUGAUGACAGCGGGGAUCGACAAGGCAACGGCAAAGGCAAUCGUGUGAAAGUGUGAAUUCUUAGUGCAGGUCCCUCUGUAAUCCGAUUCCCUCUUUUUGCCUUGGAGACCACGCUUAGACUCUCCUUAGGCUGUCUGCAGUUCGGGCUGUGAGGAUCGGUGAUAAAACUUGAGCUGGGAGACGCUGGCUCGGACCCACCGAUUCGGCGCCAAGCUUCUGAACUCUUCUAUCGAUUUCUACGCUUCUUUUGCUUUCGGGAGAGAUUGUCGACGUCGGCAAUCUGUGCCAAUUCCCGAGUCACUCCAGCGUGAAGAAUACAGAUAUUAAACAUCACUGUGUAUCGAGCACGUGCUGUACUACCAUUCUUACUUCGAUUUAACUUAUUUUCUACUAGAUAGCACGAGCAACAAAGAAAUGGAAACGGAUCCAGGUUUCAUUGCGGCGUUGGAGGAAGCCCGUAAAGGUGCUGCCGAGGGCGGCGUUCCCAUUGGUUCAGCUCUUGUCGCUGCAGAUGGGACAAUACUGGGACGAGGCCACAAUAUGAGGCUCCAGAAGGGCAGUGCUACGCUUCAUGCGGAGAUAUCGACGUUUGAGAAUGCUGGGAGGCUACCGGCGUCGGUGUAUCGGGGCGCCACCUGCUAUACAACCUUGUCGCCAUGUGACAUGUGCACUGGUUCUUGCGUUAUGUACAAAGUAAAGCGGGUAGUCAUCGGGGAGAACGAGACCUUUGUCGGGGGCGAGGAAUAUCUGAAGCAGAGGGGCAUCGAGGUCGUCGUUUUGAAGAACAAGGAGUGUCAGGAAUUGAUGAAGAAGUUCAUCGCCGAGAAGCCGGAGGAAUGGAACGAGGAUAUCGGUGAGCCGUAGUGGCGGUCAUCUAGCAGCAAUUGUCCUCCAUUAUGGCCGAAAUCAAUGGUCCCUCGCGGCCCUACGGUCAAUUAUAGGCUGGGAUAGACAUCGAAGUCAAGGGACCGUUGAUGAUAUCCAACCCGGUUUAGUGUUCUACGACGAAGACAGCCGCUUAACCUCCUCGAAGAAGAACCUCAAAUUUUCGGGAUCCACAAACGGAGUGACACCAUGUCCGAGAUUCGCAAUCCAUCCUUGUUUCCCACCACCAAAUCCUCUCACGAUAUGGUC
Molecule: messenger RNA, 1210 nt
Organism: Eremomyces bilateralis CBS 781.70
Lineage: Eukaryota; Fungi; Ascomycota; Dothideomycetes; Eremomycetales; Eremomycetaceae
Product: cytosine deaminase
Exons: 4
Coding region: 491-940 (149 amino acids)
Cellular component (GO): nucleus; cytoplasm
Molecular function (GO): diaminohydroxyphosphoribosylaminopyrimidine deaminase activity
Source: RefSeq, a predicted model, not a curated record